AUGCCGCAACUUGCUUUUGACAAUUCAGCCUACGAGGUCCAAAACAAACUGACUGGGCCUCUCAUGCUACCAAAAGAGGUUGCCAGCUCGUUGAGCACACAAUGGCCUUGUCGUGAUGUUCAAAUGCGGCAGCUAGCCAGUCUUUUAAGUCCUCAUGUCCCUAGUCCUCCAACAGUGGUCGUCCAUGGCAUCUCUGCGACCUGCAAAUCGACUAUUCUCCGGGCCGUUCUCGCUACACUCGAAGUGCCGCAUGCCAUUGUUAGGAGCUCGGAAUGUAUCACGGGGCGGCAUCUCCUGACGAAAAUCCUAUGGAAUACACUGGAGGCACUUGGUCAGAAGGAGGAAUGGGAGAAAGCUGGCAAGGGAAGAUGCGAGCACGUUAGUGGUCUUGCAGUCUUGCUUGAGGAGUGCCUGGCAGCGAGGCCCGUUGAGGACCAAAGCAAAUUCGUGCUGGUACUGGAUGAGAUAGAUAGGCAAAGAGAGGCGCCGCAUACUCUGCUGUCGGCGCUGGCACGGCUGGGUGAGAUCAUUCCGUCUCUGUGUGUUGUUCUGGUCCUCAGCUCGACUCCACGUCCAUUGUUCCUCCAAAGUGCGGCGGUUCCGCACGUCAGUUUCCCUCCCUAUACCCGCAAGGAGGCCAUCCACAUCAUUCUUAGUUCGAAUGCGCCUGUCGUUGACGGGUUGCCCGAUGAAACCUCCUCACGGGUAUAUCCGUACUUUGUAUCUACAGUCUACGAUUCAUUGGUCGGACCAACAGCAGGUUCUAUACCGGACUUCAGAUCCAUAUGUGAGAGACUUUGGCCUCGGUUUGUUGCGCCUGUAGUAAAUGGCGAGACACCCCCAGGCGGAAACAAUGAGUGGGAUUUCUCGCGGCUGCUUGUCAAGAACAGAGCUAUCUUCCGACACCAGGGCGAGUCUGCGCUAGUGCACCGCAUCGUCCCCGAUGAGUCUCCCGCCAACGCGAAACGGGCCCCGCUGGCAAAGACUGCUAUGCCUUCCGCGCUCCCUUCUCUGCCAUAUUUCUCGACCCUGAUCCUCACUUCCGCAUAUCUGGCCUCACACACGCCUCAACGACUGGACACAAUCUUCUUCUCCAAGUUCUCCUCGUCAUCCCUUUCGGCCCGGAACAAGCGUGCCCACCACCGCCGGCGUUUGAAAGUCCUCUCCCAAGCCCAAGCCGAAGAGAGACAAGCCGCAAACCACGACCCUUCCACCCCCAAUAAGAAAGGAAAGCGAACAAAAACCCGUAUCACAAAAUCAACACUCUCCUCAGCCUUCGCGACCUCCUCGGCCACCACGUCAGCUAUUGGAGGUGGCGCAGGUAUCGCCGGUCCCUCUACCAUUCUCACUGCUCGUUCCUUCCCCCUAGAACCAACCCCACUUCGCGUUGCCGCCGUCGCAGACCGUAUCUACGCCGAGCUGGCAACACUGCGACGUCUGCGGCUUGUCGUCCCCGCUGCUAGCCACAACGCUAUGGCGACUAGCAGUGGAAAUACUACUGCUGACGCGGGAGAUAAGUGGUGUGUCAAUGUUUCUGGUGACUGGGUCGGUGAGCUGGCUAAGGGUAUUGGUGUCGAGGUUGGUGAGUGGUUGGCUGGUGGUCUGGACUGA
Penicillium coprophilum is the source of this 1611-nucleotide messenger RNA. RefSeq names its product origin of replication complex subunit 5 family protein. The coding region runs from base 1 to 1611 and encodes 536 amino acids. The transcript is spliced from 4 exons. Gene Ontology annotation, molecular function: DNA replication origin binding. Gene Ontology annotation, biological process: DNA replication initiation; DNA replication. Lineage: Eukaryota; Fungi; Ascomycota; Eurotiomycetes; Eurotiales; Aspergillaceae. The record is from RefSeq and is a predicted model, not a curated record. Gene Ontology annotation, cellular component: nuclear origin of replication recognition complex; nucleus.